GACACAGCGGGCGGUCAGGCGGUGCGGAGCGCGGCGGGUCCGGCGCGCUGUAGGCGCUGCUCACCUGCUGCGGCGCCAACAGCAGCACGGCCGUGCCCUCCGCCGCCUCCACGGCCACCAUCCCCGGCUCAGCCGGCGGCAGCAUCCCGGAACGAGUGAAGGAGGAGGCGAACUCCCGCCAGGCCUCCUCUUCCCGGCUCGCGCGGGCCACUGCGCGGGCCGAAGCCCGGCGGGGGCGGCUGCGCCGAGCGGGCAUGACCGCCGAGCCUCCUCCGCCUCCCGGGGCCGCCCCUCGGCUGGCCCCGCCCGCCGCCGCCGCCCCGUUAAGAGCCGCCCGCGCGGAGCGGGGCCGCCCCGCCAUGCCGCCGCCCGCGCUGCUCCGCCUGUGCCUCUGCGCGGCUGCCGCCGCCGCCUCCUCCUCGUUCACCCUCCGCGGCGAUCACCGCCUGGCCGGGCUGUUCCCGCUGCACACCGCAGCGCUCCAGGACGGCACCAGCCUGCUCGUGCGGGGCUGCGAUGACGCCGCCUUCAAGAGCCACGGCUACUGCCUGUCCCAGGCCCUGCGCUUCGCCGUGGAGGAGAUCAACAACUCCAGCACGCUGCUCCCCAAUGUUACCCUGGGCUACGAAAUCUACGACACCUGCUCUGAGCCUACCAACUUCCAUGCCACGCUGUGUGCCCUCGCUCGUAAAGGCAAGCAGGAUGUCCAGGUGCUCCCCAGUUUCCAACACUAUGAACCCCAGGCUGUGGCUGUCAUUGGCCCUGACAGUACCCGGCUGGCCCUCACCACAGCCGCUGUUCUCAGCCUCUUUCUUGUACCAGAGAUCAGCUAUGAAGCCUCCACAGAGACGCUGAGCCUGAAGCGGCUGUACCCCUCUUUCCUGCGCACCAUCCCCAGCGACAGGCAGCAGGUGAAGGCCAUCUUCUUGCUGCUGCAGCACUUUGGCUGGACCUGGGUGGUGCUGCUGGGCAGUGACAACACCUACGGCAUGGCUGGCCUGGAUGCCCUGCAGGAGCUGCUGACUGCAAGCAACGUGUGCGUGGCCUACCGAGGCACCAUCCCUGCCAACUCGGAUGCCAACAACCCAGAGCUUCACAACCUGGUCCGAAUCCUCACAGAUGUCAAGGUCAAUGUCACUGUUGUGUUCUCCAACAGAGGAAGCGUUCUGCCCUUCUUCGAGGUGGUGGUCCAGAGGAACGUCACAGGCAUGGUGUGGGUGGCCUCCGAAGACUGGUCAUUGGAUCAAACUAUCUGGAAGGUGCCUGGCAUCCAGACCACCGGUUCUGUGUUUGGCAUGGCAGUUGAGAAGCCAGAGUCCAUGAUGCUGGAACGCUUUGAAGCUUGGAAGAUGUUGGAGGAAAGUACUGCGGCUGAGUGUGCCAGCAGUGCGGAGGCAGGCAGGGAAUCCGUGGGGAACGCACGGCUGGACUGCACCCAGUGCUGCACCGGCUGCCGCGCACUUGCCACUGUCCCUGACAUGUACGAUGCUCAAGGCUCCUUCAAUGUGUACUCGGCCGUGUAUGCCGUGGCCCAUGGCCUCCAUGACCUGCUGGGCUGUGCCUCGGGGGCCUGCAGCAAAGGCACUGUCUAUCCCUGGCAGCUCCUACAAAAGAUUAGGCAAGUAAACUUCACCCUGUUCAGGAGCCGAAUCUCUUUCGAUGCCAAUGGGGACAUUCAUAAAGGCUAUGACAUUGUCAUGUGGAAGUGGAGGGGCCCAAACUGGGCUUCUGAUGUGAUAGGAACCUUCCGUGUGAACCCUGAAAGGCUGAGCAUCAACCCAGACAAAGUCCUGUGGCAUACAGAAGAUGGCCAGGCUCCCAGCUCGGUGUGCUCAGAGGCCUGUAAGCCAGGGGAGAUGCGGCUGCAGCACAGCCGCCACAAAUGCUGCUUCAGCUGUGUGGCCUGUCCAGCAGGAACUUUCCUGAACACAUCGGACCCCUUUGACUGUCAGGCCUGUGGCUUGGACGAGUGGGCCCCAGCAGGGAGCGAGGUCUGCUUCAACCGCACCAUCGAGUUCCUGUCCUGGUCCGAGCCCCUCUCCUGGGCGCUGCUGUCCAUGGCUGUCCUUCUCAUGCUGCUCAUAGCGGCGCUGGCUGUCCUCUUUGCCCUCAAGGCCUCCACACCUGUGGUCAAGUCUGCGGGUGGGAAGACGUGUUUCCUCAUGCUGGGCUCCCUGGCCUGCACCUGCAGCAGCCUCUUCUGCUACUUCGGGGAGCCCUCGCGGGCGGCGUGCCUGCUGCGGGUGCCGCUCUUCACCAUCAGCUUCACCGUGUUCCUCUCGUGCGUGGCGACCCGCUGCUUCCAGAUCCUCUGCAUCUUCAAGCUGAACGCGCGCUACCCCGCGCUCUACGAGGCCUGGAUGCGCCGCCAGGGGCCGGUGCUGUUCGUGGCCGCCAGCACGGUGGCACAAGUGGCGCUGUGCGUGAUCGCCGAGGCCGCCAGCCCCUCGGUGCCGCGCCGGGAGUACGGUGCGCGGGACGAGUGGGUGGUGCUGGAGUGCGCCCAGAGCGCCGGGGCCGACGCCGCCAUCGCCUACACGGUGCUGCUCAGCGCCGGCUGCUUCGCGCUCAGCUACGCGGGCACGGACCUGCCCGCCGCCUACAACGAGGCCAAGAGCCUGACCGUGAGCCUGCUGCUCCACCUGGCCUGCUCGGCCGCCGUGCUCUGCUCGCGGGGCGCGCUGCGCGGCCGGGCCGAGACGGCGGCGCGGGUGCUCGGCACGCUGGGCACGCUCGCAGCGCUGCUGGGCGGGUACUUCGUGCCGCGGGCCUUCGUCAUCCUGCUGCGGCCGCACCAAAACACGGCCGAACACUUCCAGAUGGCCAUCCAGGAGUACACGCGCCGCCUGGCCGCCGCCUGA
Molecule: messenger RNA, 2861 nt
Organism: Prinia subflava (tawny-flanked prinia)
Lineage: Eukaryota; Metazoa; Chordata; Aves; Passeriformes; Cisticolidae
Gene: TAS1R1
Product: taste 1 receptor member 1
Exons: 6
Coding region: 255-2861 (868 amino acids)
Biological process (GO): sensory perception of umami taste; G protein-coupled receptor signaling pathway
Cellular component (GO): plasma membrane
Molecular function (GO): G protein-coupled receptor activity
Source: RefSeq, a predicted model, not a curated record